CUGACGUCAGGACGCGCGAUCACGAGAAUGUUUAGCAGAGCGCUGUUUAUCAUCGUCUGUCUUCGUCUCUUAGGUGCAGGCAUUGGACAAGAUAAACCGUGUGAACUAGUUGAAUGUUUUAACUGUUCUCAACCUAUAGGAAUAAAUACAUCACAAGCAUGUCCACUGUGCCAGAACACAUCAAAAAACUGCAACGACGAUUUUCUGUCAAAUUGCACGAUAAAAGAUUUUAAUGUGAACGUAAACACCUCUUCCACCAAAGUCAAAGAGGGUGACAUCGUGACUGUUAACUGCACUCAUGAUGUUCCCCAUGGCUCCAUCAGCUGGCUAAAGAACAAUGAAUUACAGGAAAAUGAAGAUAAUGAAAUAUUCCAAAUCAAGUACAUUCCAAAAACCUCAGUGAUCAGCUGCCAGGUUAAAAGCAUUUGUGGGAACUACAACUCUACUAUAACAAUUGAAGUACAAGCUGGUAAUGUUUUGGUGGUUUUACUGAUUUGUGUCGGAGCAGCAGCUGCUCUCCUCAUGCUGUUUGCAAUAGUCAUGAAGAUCGCACUCAAGAGAGGACAAGCUCAGAGUCAGGCCAGAAAGAGACAAAGGCAGCAGAACCUGGAGAACAUCCACAGCUCUGUGAACACGGUCACAAGCUACUACUGAGAGAAAGCGCUUCUGCAGCUGAGGCUCCUGAUUCAGAGACCUUUCAGUUCUACACUCCAAAAAUAUUUAGACCUAAAUUUAGGAUUUGUGUUUCUGAAUUGCAUAUAUAAUUUCCAUCCAUUUGGAAUACGCAAUUUUAACAUAAACUAAUAAUUGAGCUUUUAAUAUGACACUCUAUUAACUUUAUAUGCAAUUCACAUCAAUUUUGCUCACACAUUAUUAUUAUUAAAGGAUUUGGAGUGAAGCUGAAUCGCUUGAUACAUGGCAUGUUUUUUGACUUGUUAGGUCAUCCUAAAAGCACAUGCAGAAAUGAACAAUGUGAAAUACAGUGGUCAUAAUCAGUAAACGAAAGAAGAUUUGUUUUUGGACCGUUUUGUGAGCAUCACUUUACAAUAAGGUUACAAUUGUUAAUAUUAUAUUAGUUAACAUAAACGAACAUGGAAAAAUUCUUCUAAAGUAUUUAUUAGUCUUAUAUUUACUAAUACAUUAUUAACAUUAACAAAAGUUAUCUAUUCAUGGACCAGAGCUACCUGAACAAUGAAUGGUUAACAAAGAUUAAUAAAUACUUUAAUAAUGUCUUGCUCAUUGUUAGUUAAUGUUAGUUAAUGUACUAAUAUUGUUAACAAAUUCAAUCCUUAUUGUAAAAUGUUACCUUGUUUUCUUGCUCUACAACUCAUAAAAUUAGUUUCUCUUCCAUCUUAUUAUUAUUAUAAUUUUGUUUUAUUGCACAUUCUACAUUGUAAAUAUCUUGUAUUUUUACCAUUCCAAAGAGGUGAGUCAAUUCAUGCACUUAUGCACUAUUCUAUGCAGUUUUGUUGUAUAAAACACACUGAAAAUUCCACAAAUACACAAAUACACGUCACUCAAAUGUCAUCUUUAAUUACCGGUACAUUUAAAGUAAGGAGAGGCUAUCAGACAAGAUCUGCAAAUAGAUGG
Messenger RNA from Carassius auratus (goldfish), 1590 nucleotides. RefSeq lists its product as uncharacterized. The record is from RefSeq and is a predicted model, not a curated record. The transcript has 7 exons. Lineage: Eukaryota; Metazoa; Chordata; Actinopteri; Cypriniformes; Cyprinidae. The coding region runs from base 28 to 654 and encodes 208 amino acids.